Mangifera indica (mango) is the source of this 1713-nucleotide messenger RNA. RefSeq names its product probable LRR receptor-like serine/threonine-protein kinase At1g56130. The transcript is spliced from 8 exons. The record is from RefSeq and is a predicted model, not a curated record. The coding region runs from base 1092 to 1424 and encodes 110 amino acids. NCBI's taxonomy places the organism in Eukaryota, Viridiplantae, Streptophyta, Magnoliopsida, Sapindales, Anacardiaceae.
ACCUCCUCUUCGAUUGGUUCAAAUCCAUGAUUUACCAAAACUGGUGAAAUUGCCGCAAUGACUUUUUCAGUGUUCGACAAACACUUUGGGAGAAUUAUUCAUUCAUGACAGUCCAGAAUUGUCAUCUCUACCAGAGGAUAUGAAUCGUCUCAACUCUUUGAGGGAAUUGGUCCAAGAUUGCUGAUAUCCCAAACAUUCAAGUUGACGAAGAGAUUAUCAAGUCAACCGAAAAUUAGUUAUGACCGGAAAACUUGAAUCAGAUGUGUGAGUUUUCAAUCUCAUAAUUAAAUUCUUCCAUUUCCAUUGAAAUAGCCUAAUUUGGAACACAAAUUCCACUGAAUGACAGAAGGGGUUAUUUAUUUUAGUUCUUCAAUGUCUUCAAGUUUUUCAGGACUCAUGGAGAUUCAGCAGAAUGGGGCAGUUAGUAAAGCAUAUAUUCCUCUAUAGUGAACAAUUAUAGUUCAGCCUUUACCAGUGAAUAUAACUUCUCAUGAUGUGAUUUGUUUAAAUAAAUAUUUGUGAAUUUACAGAGUUUCAUGUUUAUGUUUUAAUUGUUUUAUGGUAACACAUAUUUAUUCCAAUAAAGUUUUAGAUUUUAUUUCUAUUUAUGUUUCGAUUAUCACAGUUUUUUUUUUUUUUCUUUUUAAUUUUCUCUUCCUCCUUGAUGUCAUCAUCUCAAGAUUUGAAAUAUAGUUUUUGCAUAUUCAUCUUUCUUAGUAAGAUAUAUGAUAUUUAAAACUCUUUGGUCAACUUUUAGAGCUUUGCAGACCCUUGAACAUGAAAUUCUAAAAAAUAACUUGGAAGUCAAACAUUGUUUUUAUUGUGUGUGUUGAUUAAAGAAAGAAACCAGCUUAGGGAUCCAUAAUAUCUUAGUUUUAAUAUCUGGGAUCCUAAAUUUUCUUAUUAAAAGAAGAAAAGAAAAAAUAGUUGUUGAAAUUCUGUUCUGCGAAGGAUUAGAUUACAGGGUGUUCAUAUUUGUGAUGCAAAACAAUGUCUUUAUGAUUGCCGGUAAUGUCCUUGGAUUGAGCUGUCUUCAGAGAAACUUGGCCUUUAAUAAAAGUGCUCCACACUAAUAUAAAAGUUUACAGACAAUGCUUCUCGGAAACAAGGGCCUAUCAGGAACCAUUCCUCAGCAGAAGGCUGUUUAUCUUAAAAAAAUGAAUCUAGUUGCCAGCAAUUUCAUGUUUGACAGCUCAAACAUCUGUAUUCUCCCCGGAUUGAAUUGUUUGCAGAGAAAUUUCCCCUGCAAUAAGAAUGCUCCGUGUUAUUCAAGUUUGGCAAUCAAGUGUGGUGGCGAAGAAAUGAAAGUUGAUAGCAUGGUGUAUAAGGCUGAUAACAAUGAUAUUGUUGGAGCUUCUUCUAAUCUACUUGAUGCAGAAAAACUGGCAAUUAGUGAUGCCGAUUUGUUUUCUGAUAGGCAAUAAACAGAUUCAACACACAUGUUCAAAAUACUAGCUCACCAAUGACUGGCAUUGCAGCCCCAAAGCCUUAACAGUCUUCAAGGCAAUCCCCUGAAUCACUUGGAUAUUAUGGGCUUUGUCUGGGAAAUGGAGCUUACAAUGUAAGCUUGUCCUUUGUUGAGGCAACCUUCUUGGUAAUCAAGGCUCACAAACAUGGAAGAGUCUUAGAAGGCUUGUUUUUACCAUCUAUGUUCAGGGAAACUUACUGGAGAAUUUUGGUUCUUGUCCUUGAAUACACAGCUUCUACCAUUGC